Messenger RNA from Platichthys flesus (European flounder), 1662 nucleotides. RefSeq names its product thiamin pyrophosphokinase 2 (gene tpk2). Lineage: Eukaryota; Metazoa; Chordata; Actinopteri; Pleuronectiformes; Pleuronectidae. The transcript has 8 exons. Gene Ontology annotation, molecular function: 8-oxo-dGDP phosphatase activity. Bases 91 to 993 code for a protein of 300 amino acids. The record is from RefSeq and is a predicted model, not a curated record.
GUCCACGAAGAAGACAAUGAUCAGGAAGCGGAUACUCAUAGUUAAUCGUGUCCAGUCCAACUGGGAUAUUACAGUGUAGCUGUGUUUAACAUGACUAGCGCUGCCUGGUCAGAGAAGAUCGUCAAACUCCUCAGUCGGAUGAAUAACUUUUACUCAGCAGGCUCCUCUCGUGUCAGCUGCUGCAGGUUUGAGAUCGACUCUGCGCAGGUCGGUUGGAUUCCUCCUCACGUGGCUGCGCUGUUGACACGGUAUCCAGACGUGUUCAAUCCGCCACACGAUGGCGCAGUGACGCUCUGUCACAGUCUGGACUCAUACGGGAGGAGAUCAGAGGCUGUGGACGUUGUCCUGCAGUCCCUCAGACAUGAGGCGUCCCUGAGCUGCCUCAGAGGAUGGAGGGACGAGAAGUAUAGUGUGAUGCCAACAUUUUCAGAUCCUCCUCUGAUGUGGAUGGAAAGAGCAGCUACGAGUCUUUUUGGGGUGAAACGGUAUGGAGUCCAUAUCAAUGGUUACACCGUCAGUGACAGUGGGGAAGUCAGUAUGUGGCUGGCUCGACGCUCCAAAACUAAGCAGACAUUCCCUGGACUUCUGGACAAUCUGGCAGCAGGUGGUCUAUCUGCUGGUGUUGGUGUUAAAUAUACUCUGGUGAAAGAAUGUCAGGAGGAAGCAUGUAUCCCAGCGGCCAUUGCUGAUAAGGCAUGUCCUGUAGCUACAGUAAGCUACACCUAUGAGGAUGAAGAGGGGGUGUUUGCAGAGAGUCAGCUUGUCUAUGAUCUGGAGCUUCCUCGCGAGUUCAAGCCCAGAGUGGGGGAUGGAGAGGUGCAGGAUUUCUACCUCCUGCCCAUUGAUAUGGUGAAAGAACUGCUGGCCACUGAUGACUUCAAACCCAACUCAGCCAUGGUGGUAUUGGACUUCCUCAUUAGACAUUCAUUUAUCGAGCCUGACAGAGAGCCAUACUAUCAGGAAUUUGUGGCAGGACUUCAUCGGACACUAUAGAGUGAAGCUGAGGACUGAGGCCAGUGAUGUCACUACGUUAGAUAUAGAUGCUUUCAGACAUGCACUGAACUCUGGAGAUCCUCUAGAAGGGCUGUAUGUGUGAAUGCAAAUGUCCAAGUGAGAAGCUCCGGACUUUUUCUGGAGUUUCUGUGGCCAGCCCCCUAGUAUUAAAUCUGCAGAAAGUCCAGAGAAGCUGAUGUGAGAACACAGCAGGAGAUCCACGCGGCAUUCAUCGCCUUCCAGAAGCCAAAUUGUGUCCUUUUGCUGUGAGACAAAAUCCAUCUAGAAGUGACUAAGCCUCAGCAGGGAGGUGAGGGGUGGGGUUCAUCUGAUGAAUCUGGGGACCUAGAACUAGAUGACCCCGUCAUCUGCUAAUUUUAUCCAAGGCAGGCAAAUACAGACAUCUAUGUGUCUCAACCAUAUCAAGAAGUGUAAAUAAGUUAGUUCCUCACAAUAUGGAAAUUUGGGAUCUGUCACACAAACUGUCCCUAAUUACGAGAAUGACCUUUGCUCUUUCAGUCAGAACAGCGGAAUCUAAGCCUACCGAAUUCCAAUGACACAUCUAAUAGAUUUUAAAAACAUUUUGAUUCUGCUUGUAAAACUGAGAAUGUUAACCCAUUCCCACCAACUUCUGCAUAUGAAAUGAGAAAUAAAUUUUCUCUGUUUUAA